CAGCUCUUCCUUCACCCACGUGUCACUUCCUCGCCCAAUGCAUCGAAUGGAUCGACGAUAAGAACACGAACUCACCUACAAGAACUCACCGGAAAUCUCUCUUUCCGCUCCCUGUGUGUGACAAGACAUCACUCUCUAUUUCGUUUUGCUUUCUCAUCCUCAGAUCCAUCUCUGUAACUCUCAUGGAGUCUCAGAACCUCAAGCAACGGACAAGAGAUGAAACCCCCGUCGCGAGCGACGACACAAUUAGUGACGUCCAAAGCACCGACGACGACAACAUGAAGAACAAGAAGGAAAGGAAAGCGAAGAUGGUGAAGGCCAAAGGCGGCGUUCGAUCCUUAAUCCUUUCCGUAGCUUUGCCUCUCUCUGCAACCCUAGCCGCAAUCUCCUCCUUAGAUUUCGGUCGCCCAUAUGGUGAAAUACCGAAUAAGCCCUUCUGGUACCCACCUCUUUGGGCUCUCCACUUGGCUUCUGUGGCUUCCUCUCUCCUCAUGGGUCUCUCCGCUUGGCUUGUAUGGGCCGAGGGUGGUUUCCAUAACCAAGCAGCAGUGUUGUUUCUUUAUCUGGCCCAACUCGUACUGGGCUUAUCUUGGGCCCCCAUCACUUUCGUUCUGGGAUAUACUAUGAUUGGGUUAGUCGUGUGCAUGGUUCUCUUGGGAGCUCUCGUUGGGUGUUCUCAGAGCUUCAGGAAGGUAAACCCCAUCGCUGGUGAUCUGGUUAUGCCGUGUUUGGCUUGGGUGGCUUUCAUGACCAUUGUAAAUUUUAGCCUUCUUUACCUUUGAAGUUGCCUGUUUGGUACUUUGUUGGUAGUGGUGGUCUUAUAUGUAAUUAGUUUAUCUUAUAUUGUUGCUUAGCCAAAACAAUAGUGUGUUAUAACUUUUUAGUAACCAAUAUUACUAUAAUCUCUUUUGGGUUU
Messenger RNA from Macadamia integrifolia, 916 nucleotides. Its product is annotated as translocator protein homolog. NCBI's taxonomy places the organism in Eukaryota, Viridiplantae, Streptophyta, Magnoliopsida, Proteales, Proteaceae. The record is from RefSeq and is a predicted model, not a curated record. The coding region runs from base 183 to 782 and encodes 199 amino acids. The transcript has a single exon. Gene Ontology annotation, cellular component: membrane.